Molecule: messenger RNA, 3036 nt
Organism: Zerene cesonia (dogface butterfly)
Lineage: Eukaryota; Metazoa; Arthropoda; Insecta; Lepidoptera; Pieridae
Product: aminopeptidase N-like
Exons: 14
Coding region: 1-3036 (1011 amino acids)
Biological process (GO): proteolysis; peptide catabolic process
Cellular component (GO): cytoplasm
Molecular function (GO): peptide binding; metalloaminopeptidase activity; zinc ion binding
Source: RefSeq, a predicted model, not a curated record
AUGGGUGCCUUAAAUAAAAUUUUUGUGAUUUUUUCUAUAAUAGUGUCAAUCAAUUCACUACCGUUAAGAACUCGAAUCGAUACAGUGACUUUUCCUAGUGAAGAUGUAAUCGACCCUGUAAAUUUUCAAGAUAAUUAUAAUAUCAAUAUUGUUAACGACGUUUCAAAUAGCACUGAAGUUGAAGAAGAAAGUUUAGAAGUUGAUAAUCCAAACCCCGGGAACAGUAGCGAAAUUUUAGAAGACGAUUACGAAUUGAUUAAUGACGUGAAAAACAAUAAUGGAGUUGCACUUACAAAGAACGAGUUUAUGCUAACAAACCAAAUAAGAGAAGGAAUGGUAGUAACUAGCUACGAAAUUACACUGGAACCAAGAGUGAAUGACGGAUCAUUUUCUGGGGUGGCCCUUCUCCGAGUACAAGUCCAAUUAAGUACAGCUGAUGAUUCUUUAAAAUUCCAUGUAGAAGAAUUAGAUAUACAAUCUGUACGAGUGGCAGCAGGAGCUGGGUCUAAUUUUGGAGAUGCUGACAGUAUAGAUGUAGAUGAUGGCAUAUUGGAAAUUGAGACUGGUCAUGAAGCAACGUUAUAUACUAUUGAAAUACGUUACACUGGAUCUUUGACUAAAGCCGGCCUCGGGUUGUAUAGUGGCAGUUAUGACACUGCAAAUUACGUGGCGAUGAAUUUACACCCUACCAACGCACGCCGAGUCUUCCCUUGCAUCGAUGAGCCAAAUGUUCAUACUACUAUAUCGUUCAAUUUUGCUGGCGUAGGCAACUAUCAACAUGUAAUAGCUAAUUCUAUUUUAACUGACACAAGCACCUCAAAUGAAGUACAGUUCUCACCAAUGUCGGGUGUAACACAUCUAUGGGGGAUGGUUGCACAUAGCAUGAAUGCUGUAAAUAUACCAAUAACAAACGUGAUUUUAUACGCUCGACCUGGUCGUAGUAAUCAAGAUGCUCAAGCCAAUGUAGCGAUUAACAAUUUCUUUAGCUCGUUCAACACGUGGACGGGUAAAGAUUACGAAUCAAUUAUCGAUAAUCAAGAUGGAAGAUUGCAUAUUAUGGCAAUGCCAGAUGUUGAUAAGGAGUGGUACGCAUUGUCAACUAUUUGCAUCUGGGAGCCCUACGUGUUAAUGGAAAGUGGAGCAUCUGUUAUCCAAAGAAAAACUGGUCUUACCAAAUUAGCAGAAGCUAUAUCCAGACAGUGGUUCGGAUUUGUUAUGGUACCAGAUAACUGGAGGUAUCAAUGGGUCGUUACGGGUCUAGGAAAGUAUGCCGCGCAUCGUAUUUUUAAGGAUUUCCAAACAGAUCCCUUAGGGCUAGAUGAGUCACUGAUAGACGUGAAUGCUGUAUUUGUAAGCGAUAUUAUACAAGAAAGCUUGCUACAUGACGCAUACACCGUAGCGUUACCGUUGGAAGCGGCAGAUGAUCUAUUCGAGGAAGACGAAAUACGAGAGAAUAUUAACGGUUUGGUUAAAACAAAAGCACCAGCAAUCCUCCAUAUGUUAAGCAUGAUUCUGUCCCAAGAUCCGGAAAAAGAUCACAUAAAGGAUGCAGCAGCGGCACUUCUUCAAACUGACGCCUUGUCAAACAUAAACUCUCGAAACUUCUACGAUACUGUUAACGGGUUCUGGAAUAGUGAGCCAAAUAAAUUGAUUGAUGAUGUUAUAGAUUUCAUGGAGAUCUGGACUUUACAAAAUAAUUAUCCUCUUAUUCGAGUUGAUUUGAGACAAGGUGGUGUCGUUGUCACUCAGGAACGUUUUGGCUAUUCUUCAAGACCUCAAAUCAAUUAUAUGAUUCCGAUAUCUUACACGACCAGUAUCAACCCUAACUUUGAUAACAUUUAUCCUGUAAUGGUUAUGGAAACUACACAAUCUUUCGAUAUGGUUCUGGAUGAAGAAGACUGGGUGCUGUUCAAUAUUCAAGGACAAGGUUAUUAUCGUGUGAAUUACGAUAAUGAGCUAUGGGAAAGGAUUAUUGAAGCCUUAGAAGAUCCUGAUCAAAGGUCAAUUAUUCAUCCUAUCAACCGAGCAACUUUAGUUGACGACUCAUUGAACUUAGCGCGAGCUGGAAAGAUUGAUUACGAAAUAGCGUUUAGAGUGGUGUUAACCAUGGAGCAUGAAACCGAAUAUGUGGUAUGGAAAGCGUUCCUCAGAAGUAUGGACUUCUUGAGAGUUCGUCUUUUGGCGUACGUUGACGAUGACGAAGACCUGGAUCCUGCUAUUUAUCGUAGAAUGGUGCGGAGAUCGAUCGUGGCAUUGGAAAAUGAGCUAGGUUUUACACCCGAAUUGAAUGUAAAUGAGCCAGCCAUGACGUCACUGGUUCGUGGUUUAGUGAUGCGCCACGCUUGCACGAUUGGCUACCAACCUUGUAUUGCUGCUGCUAUCGACUGGUUCAGAGACCCGAAUAAUAAAGAUGCCGUGAACCCCAACAUUCCAGCUGACUUGCGUCCUGCAGUAUUUUGCGCUAAUGUUAUGUCCGGAGGAAAUGAAGAGAGAGACCUAUUGCUGGAAUACAUUGAGACUCUCAAUAACGCUCACGAACGCGUGGUUGUUUUAGAAUCCUUGGCUUGUUCUCAGGACAGCAAUUACAUUCAGUCAUUGCUAGAUCAAACCAUUGCCGCCAACAGUCCCUACAAUACUGAAGAGAGAUCGAGGAUUUUUAAAUCGAUUGUUACUUCUACUGGUCCUCAAAAUGUCCGCAUUGCGUUGAACUUCCUCUCACUGAGAACUAUAGAAAUAAGAAAUAUGUAUGGUGGCGCUGAGAAACUAGAAGAAAUCAUUCACGUAGUCGCCAGAAAUUUAGGUGACAGGGAUAUGGCUAAUGAUUUCACCAAUUGGGUAAACUCGCUGUUCAGCGAGCUGGACGACUCUUUGUUAACAGCUGAGAGGGCGAGGGACGAAGUGCAACAAGACCUCCUUUGGGAUAACAUACAUUUGGAUUAUGUGUACGAGUGGAUAGACGAAAACGACGCUCACACUGUGAUGGUGUCCGUUUUGCUGAUAACCUUGGGACUUUUCGUCACGUUAUUUAAUCAGUAG